This is a messenger RNA of Cajanus cajan (pigeon pea), 2570 nucleotides long. RefSeq lists its product as uncharacterized. NCBI's taxonomy places the organism in Eukaryota, Viridiplantae, Streptophyta, Magnoliopsida, Fabales, Fabaceae. The record is from RefSeq and is a predicted model, not a curated record.
UUUCUUUUGUUAGUUAUUUUCAACAAAAGAAAAGCAGCACAGUUGGAAGCAAACAAAAGACCAACAAAAACAAAAGCCUGCUCCCUCCGGUCCCUUUUCUUCUGUUUCAUUCUUCUUUGUCUCACACUUGUCUUCUCUCCCUCUCUCUCUCCACACUUUUUCUUUCUUCUCUUCUCUUCUUUUCCUUCAAACUUCAAAUUUUUCACAUGUAACUGCUUUGCUUCGAGACCUCAAACAUUUACAUAUCAUCUCUGAUCGUUUCAAAAUAUGGAACAGCUUGUCAACUCCAUCAUUCGGCCUCCGAGAGCUGAAUAUGAUCCAAAAACUGAUUUAUUGGAUUACGAGUUCAUGCUAAAAGGGAAAUGGUUUCAACGGAAAGACGUGGAGAUAAAAAACAGCCGUGGGGAUGUUCUUCGAUGCAGCCAUUACAUGCCAAUAGUCAGUCCUAAUGGAAAGCCUCUGCCAUGUGUAAUAUAUUGCCAUGGAAACAGUGGAUGCAGGGCUGAUGCCAGUGAAGCUGCUAUAAUUUUACUUCCUUCAAAUAUUACAGUUUUUACUCUGGAUUUCUCAGGAUCGGGGAUCUCUGGAGGAGAGCAUGUCACUCUAGGUUGGCAUGAAAAGGAUGAUUUGAGGGUUGUGGUCAAUUAUCUGCGUGCGGAUGGAAAUGUCUCUUUGAUUGGCUUGUGGGGACGCUCAAUGGGUGCUGUGACUAGCCUUAUGUAUGGAGCUGAGGAUCCUUCAAUUGCAGGGAUGGUUUUAGAUAGCCCCUUCUCUGAUUUGGUUGAUUUAAUGAUGGAACUUGUAGAUACAUACAGAUUCCGUCUGCCAAAAUUCACAGUGAAGUUUGCAAUUCAAUACAUGCGAAAAGCAAUCCAGAAGAAGGCAAAAUUUGACAUAAUGGACUUGAACACCAUUAAGGUAGCAAAAGCUUGUUUUGUUCCUGCUUUACUUGGGCAUGCCAUUGAUGAUGAUUUCAUACGUCCUCAUCACUCAGAUCGUAUACUUGAGGCUUACAUGGGAGACAAAAGCAUAAUUAAAUUUGAGGGAGAUCACAAUUCUCCCCGUCCUCAAUUUUAUUUUGAUUCCGUAAACAUCUUUUUUCACAAUGUUUUACAACCUCCAGAAGAUGAGCUUGGGGAAUCAUUUUUUGACAUUGUGAAUGAUUACUUUGGUAAGGACGUUUGGAGAUCUGUGCAUGAAUUUGCCCUUGGCAAUGAACCGUCAUUUCGAAAUAAAGAACCAUCAACAAGCAGUACUGUGGAUGACAUUAAGCAAGUCCGUUCAAAAAGACCAAUGAGUAGGAUGGAGGUUCCAUCAGAUAUAUCCUCAAAAGAUGGACGGCAUGACUCUAAGGUAGAGAAAUGUGAUGAUCUUUCCUCAUCGUCUUCUACGAUGAUUAGUUUUGAAUUAUCAAACGGUCGUCUCUAUAGUCCCCUUGUUCCAACCGAUCUAGAUGAUGAUCACUACGUGGAAUAUCAACUUGAUGACUUUGCAGGUUUUCCAUCUAGUGCAAAAGAACAAAAAAAUAUGUGUAUGGAAGCAGUGAUAGAUCAUUCAUGGAAAGACCAGGAAAUAAGAAAUCCAGAAGGAGAACAACCACCUGUCAGCAGUGCUAGUACUAUGUCUGUAGAGCCAUCAGAUAAGGAUGACUCACAUGCUCCUUCACAUGAGAUUUUCAAACCAAUGGAAACAGAUUCUUCUUUACUCAGCAACAGUUUGCAUUCCACAGCCUCAACAAUUUCCACUGCAUCCAAUGUAUGUGAGCCCUUGAAAGAUGAGUCAAAUUCCAUUUCAGUGAUUCCAAGUCCAGUACCAAGUCUUUCAUCUAGCAAAAUACCACCACCAUCACCACUGCCACCAACAUUGGACACUUCAUCAGUCGCUGAGUCUACCAAUACCGAAACUACUACUUGUAAUGGCAGUUCUGCUAGCUUACAAAGUUCAACAGACACUGACAUAUCACACCAUACCAAAGCCACGUUAACUGUUAUUAAGAAUCCUGCAAGCCAUGUCUUGAAUGGCUUAAUACGACGAUGGGAUUUCAACUUUUUCAGAAACAGUCACAAUCGAUAAGAUUAGAGUGUCGUUUAUCCUCAGUUGGUUAUUGUUAUUCAUUGAUUUUGUAACUAAAAAAUAUUUGUAGUUUGUAAAAUGCUCUCCACAAAAGAAAUAGGUUGCUUGUACUUAAGUUCUAUGAAUGUUUAGAUUAUCAUCUACCAUUCAUCUAAUGUUCUUUCGCUGUAAGAGAGUUGUUGUGUUUUUACCCGGUGGAACAAAAAUUACUGGAAGUGCCCGUUAUUGGUUCAUGCUUAUGCAUGAUUAUUUUCUUAACAAUCCUCUAAUGCUUUUUCAUUUUUUCUUCAUGAAGAUUGGUGUAAUUGUGUGCAACUACUGCUGCAUUCCGGGUUCUCUUUAGAAGUCUUGUAAAAAAUGUAAUAAUAACGUUAAGAGUGACAAUUUACGUACCUACAAGAACCACAUACCUGAUAUCACGUACCUGCGCAGGUAUCUAUGGUAUGAAAGUUGAGCAAUGUAAAUGGUUCUUUAUUAUGUUGACAAAUUGUUAUAAA